Molecule: messenger RNA, 1483 nt
Organism: Mytilinidion resinicola
Lineage: Eukaryota; Fungi; Ascomycota; Dothideomycetes; Mytilinidiales; Mytilinidiaceae
Product: DHS-like NAD/FAD-binding domain-containing protein
Exons: 2
Coding region: 169-1107 (312 amino acids)
Molecular function (GO): protein-malonyllysine demalonylase activity; NAD+ binding; protein-succinyllysine desuccinylase activity
Source: RefSeq, a predicted model, not a curated record
CCACCAUGUUGCCUGCCUGUAUUUCCCCGCAGCCUCGAGUCGUAUCUGUACCUCCCUCAGGUUGUCAGUCCGGCCUGAACAUGCACCGCUGACCCCGCCCCGACAGCUACCUAGCGUGUCUUUUUGUUAUUUCACCGCAAAGCUAUCAGUAUGCCUAUCACCACCAAAAUGGCUUCUACGGCGAGACCUCCCCUCGUACCCCCCGCCGAUCUCGAGUCUUUUCAGAAACAUCUCAACUCCUCGAAGCGUAUAGUAGCUCUUGUUGGAGCUGGACUCUCAGCCUCUUCUGGUCUGCCUACGUUUCGAGGUGCUGGAGGACUAUGGCGAACCCACGAAGCCACCGAGCUCGCCACUCCGGGGGCAUUCCAACGUGAUCCGGCCUUGGUGUGGCAGUUCUACUCCUAUAGACGACAUAUGUCACUAAAGGCACACCCGAAUCGCGCACAUUACGCGUUGGCAGAGCUGGCACGGCGGAAGGAUUUCAUGACCGUGAGCCAGAACGUGGACGGUCUAUCGCAACGAGCCUCGCACCCCCCUUCUAGCCUCAAGCUCGUCCACGGCUCGCUCUUCGACGUGAAGUGCAACGAGUUCUUCUGCGAAUAUGCAGAAUCGAACAAUUUCACCGAUCCCAUUGUGCCGGCCCUCGCCCUCCCUACAGACGAGUCCGACCCUACGACCACCGAAGCCCUCCGUGCCCGCGAGCUCGAUAUCUCUGACGAGCGCGUCACCCUCCCCGAGCUCAACAUUCGCGACCUCCCGCGGUGUCCGAAGUGUAAGAAGGGUCUGCUCCGGCCUGGCGUCGUAUGGUUCGGGGAGAUGCUGCCGAAGGACACGCUUAAGGACAUCGAGACUUGGAUGGACGAUCCGAGGCAGAUCGACCUGAUAAUCGUGAUUGGCACGAGCGCUCGAGUAUAUCCGGCGGCCAGCUAUGUCGAUGACGCGAGGAUGAGGGGAGCGAAGGUUGCGGUCGUGAACAUGGAUCCUGCAGACGUGCCGGCUGGGGGGCUGUAUGCUGGGGAUUGGUUCUUCCAAGGUGAUGCGAGUGAGAUUGUGCCGGAGAUUCUGAAGUCGGUUAUUGGUGAGGUGGAGCUGCCGGAGCGAUCAUGAUGAGGUUUGAAGGAUCAUUGAGUAGUAUUUUCGUGUUGUUUGGAGUCCACACAAGGCGUUCGGUUGCUGGAGUUAGCUUGCACCCCCCCUUUAUCUUCAUGGGCCGGUAGGAUAAAAAUUCCAGAACUUCGUCGGUUAUUCUCCAUGCUCUGGCGAUUCCAGAUCUGGUUUCCUUUUUCUUGCACGAGUUGUGGUUGUUGAGUUAUGUGCGAAAAGGUGGGUGGACGUGAGAAAACCGUAAAUAUUCAGUCUCUCUGGUUUCGACACUUCUUGGCAGCCAAAAGCUGCCCGAUGGGGGUGGACGACGGUAGAACAAAACUCCGAGGUGAGGUUUUCACGAUUUCUCAGACUCCCACAACAUCUUCACGAAUAGCUC